UGAGAAUGUACCACUGCGAAUAGCACAUGAGCGGCUGCAUGGGAAGAGACAGAGGGAUUUAUUUUGUUAAAAACUAGUACAGGCGUAAAAGCAGCAUGUAUUUAUUUGUCGAAAAGAAAACUGACACUGACAAGAAGUAUAGAUAAAUGAAUAAAUUAUAGCUUAUUUCAGUCAUACCGGUAGCUACAAUUUUUUCCUUUAUUUCAACAUAAUUGACGGAUAAGAUUUGUAAACAGUUUAUAAAUUAGCCGUUAAAUCGGUUAAUAGAAUGGAAAAUUCUGAAGUAAAUUCGGUGGAUUUGUAUGGAGAUGAAGAGAUUGUUGAAGUCAUUGAGCUGAAUGAAACAGAACCGACCCCAGAUGACCUUGCUGAGGAUAUUGAAGAUAUGGAUUUCACUGAAGGAGAUGAAGGUCGGGAAACAGAUGAUGAAGGAGGAGAGGAGGUGGAAGAAGCUGACAAGGAUGACAGUGAUCUCACCUUCGCCAAACAUACUGGUUCUGUGUUCUGUGUGAAUCUGGACCCCAGUACUAACAGUCUGGCAGUCACGGGGGGUGAGGACGACAGAUCCUUUGUCUGGAGGGUGAGUGAUGGAGAGGUGCUGUUUGAGUGUACAGGACACAAGGACUCUGUAACCUCUGCCUCCUUCAGUCAUGACUCUGCACUGGUUGCCACGGGAGACAUGAGUGGCCUCAUCAAGGUGUGGAAGGUGGAAACCAAGGAGGAGGUGUGGUCCUUUGAGGUUGGAGAUCUGGAGUGGAUGGAGUGGCACCCCUGUGCUCAUGUCCUGCUGGCUGGCACAGCUGACGGGAACGUGUGGAUGUGGAAGAUCCCUAGUGGGGAGUGCAAAACCUUUCAGGGGCCCGGCUGCCAGGCCACCACUGGCAAGAUCCUGCCUGAUGGAAAGAGAGCUGUUGUUGGCUAUGAAGAUGGAAUCAUCAGACUUUGGGAUCUCAAACAAGGAAAUACUUCUCAUGUUCUCAAAGGACCAGAUGGGCACCAGGGCCCCGUCACCUGUGUGGCAUGCAGUAAAGAUGGAGGUCUCAUACUGACAGGCUCCGUUGACUGUAGAGCCAAGCUCAUCAGCACUGCCACUGGAAAGGUAGUGGGAGUGUUCUCAACAGAGGGGUGCAAACCCAAAGUUUUAAUGGAAGAGGAAUCUGAGACCAACUCUAUUGAGUCGGUGGGAUUCUGUAAUAUGUUGCCAUUGAUUGCUGUUGCUUACCUUGAUGGGACUCUAGCCAUUUACGAUCUUUCUACGCAGAGCUUGCGACUUAAGUGUCCACAUGAGGCUGGCAUCGUUCACUUGCAGUGGGAGGACAGCUCACCCCUGCUCUACACCUGCAGUCUGGACGGAGCUGUCCGUAUCUGGGACGCUCGCUCAGGGCAGAUGGUAACACAGUACCGCGGGCACACGGCUGAAAUACUCGACUUCACACUCAACAGAGAAGCCUCCGUGGCAGUCACUGCAUCUGGAGAUCAUAAAGCCAAAGUCUUCUGCCUUCAAAGACCGGAUCGUUAAGCACAAGGAUGCCCAGAUCUAUAGAAAAGAACCAGUACAUGGUGGGAUGCAGUUAUUCAUAUAUCAGGAUAUCGUUCUAUUCCGGCCACCAAAAAUAAUUCAGGACUACAACCGUAUCCUCAGGAUAUUUUAUCAACAUUAUCUUCUCAUAGGCAGGAGAGUAAUUUGUUUUUGGGAUGAUUUCUUCUUCAGGGCCAUCUUUUGAAAGGAUUUUGGAAGGUUGGCAUUGACGAGAGUAAAAUAAAUCUGCUUGUUUCAAGAUUAAUUUGGAUAUUAAUACACAAUGUAGUGGCCAUUACCUACUAAAUAUUGUGUGGCAACAUUUGAGUCACCCAGAUUCUUGUAUCCCGGUUGCUUCAGAAGGCCUCUGCCUUGGGAUAGAGACUCUAAUGCUUGCUCAAAGUUGCAAAGUGAUAUUAAUUCAGGGUCUUGCAUUUGUUGUGUUUUAACUUUGAGUAAACCUGUUUGAGAAUUUACCCGAUGACAUAGGAAUAUUUGUAACCAAUACGAAAACAUCUUGAGCUCGCCAAUAGACUGAUUUUACUUUUUAAAAAUACCAUGUAUUUAUAACUAUAUAAUUACAUAAUGUAAAUGCAUGUGGAAAAAAUUAGCCUGUGCACUGUGCCCUUAGAAACUUAUCAACACUAAAGGUUAGGGUUAGUUGACAUGCAAUUUUAGCACUUUGCCCACGUCAAACUCAUAACAUCCAAUAUAUCCAACAAUACAUGUCUUUUUUUUUAAUGGAAUGUAAGAUAUUCUAUUAUUUUGUAAAAAUAAUCAAACACAACAUGCA
Polyodon spathula (Mississippi paddlefish) is the source of this 2312-nucleotide messenger RNA. Its product is annotated as angio-associated migratory cell protein-like. Gene Ontology annotation, molecular function: protein binding. The record is from RefSeq and is a predicted model, not a curated record. Gene Ontology annotation, cellular component: cytosol. The transcript has 11 exons. Bases 269 to 1519 code for a protein of 416 amino acids. NCBI's taxonomy places the organism in Eukaryota, Metazoa, Chordata, Actinopteri, Acipenseriformes, Polyodontidae.